Molecule: messenger RNA, 1809 nt
Organism: Cynocephalus volans (Philippine flying lemur)
Lineage: Eukaryota; Metazoa; Chordata; Mammalia; Dermoptera; Cynocephalidae
Gene: FUT4
Product: fucosyltransferase 4
Exons: 2
Coding region: 1-1809 (602 amino acids)
Cellular component (GO): membrane
Molecular function (GO): alpha-(1->3)-fucosyltransferase activity
Source: RefSeq, a predicted model, not a curated record
AUGCUCCGGAGGCCGAGCCGCGGCGGGCUGACUCCACAGUGUGUAAUCUCGGCGGGCCGGGAGGUCCUGGCGGGUAGCAGGGCGGUGCGGAAGGAAGAGGACUCGGAUCCUCGGUCCGCCUUCUGCCCUUGCCUGCCGAGGGUUCGGGCCACCGUGAGCGAGGGCCGGGGCGCAGCUAGGAGGCGGGCGCGAGCGCCAGGCAGGAGCGGUGGGCGUGCGCGGAGAGGCCGGGGACCCCCUGAGACGGGAUCCAGCGUAGCGGAUGAGGCGGGGAGGCCGGGAGACCAGGAGGGGGUGGGGAGUGGGCGGAGGCCUGGCCGCGCCGGAGGGGCUGGGGGCACUGUGGAGGGGGCGGCGCCCGGCUGGGCUGCCCGGCAGGCUCCCCUCCCCGUGGCCGCGCGCCCCGCCCGGGACUCGAGAGAAGGGGAGUCAGGCCCGCGGGCCUUUGGGUUCUGGGACCGCCCUUCCCGCUUCGGGGCCGGCGGGGAGCGGCAGCGACGGCUGCAGCUGCAGCGGCAGCAUGAGAGCCGGUGUCGCUCCUCCACGCCUGCGGACGCGCGGCGAGCGGCGGCGGCUCUGCCAGCGCGCACCAUGGGGGCGCCGAGGGGCCGGGCGGCGGGGCGCCGGCGCGGGCGGCGCCGAGGCCCGGGGAUGCCGGGGACCGGCUUGGCGUUGGCGGCCGCCGGCCUGAUGUGCACCGCGCUGGCCGCCUACGCCUUCUGGGGGCAGCUGCCGCCGCUGCCCUGGGCGUCCGCCGCCCCGCCGCAGCCGGUGAGCGUGCUGCUGUGGUGGGAGCCCUUCGGGGGGCGCGGCGGCGGCGCGAGGCCGCCCCCCGACUGCCGGCUGCGCUUCAACAUCAGCGGCUGCCGCCUGCUCACCGACCGUGCGGCCUACGCAGAGGCUCAGGCCGUGCUGUUCCACCACCGCGACCUCAUGAAGGGAUCCACCGACUGGCCCCCGCCCUGGGGCGUCCGGAUGCGCACAGCGGAGGAGCUGGAGCUGCGUGUGUUGGACGACGAGGAGGAAGCGGCGGCGACGGCGGCAGAAGCAGCUCUGGCGAACUCGGGCCCCAGACCCCCGGGCCAGCGCUGGGUGUGGAUGAACUUCGAGUCGCCCUCCCACUCCCCGGGGCUGCGAAGCCUGGCAGGUAACCUCUUCAACUGGACGCUUUCCUACCGGGCCGACUCGGACAUCUUCGUGCCUUAUGGCUACCUCUAUCCCAGGAGCCACCCCAGCGACCAGCCGCCAGGCCUGGUCCCACCGCUGUCCCGGAAACGGGGGCUGGUGGCCUGGGUGGUGAGCCACUGGAAUGAGCGCCAGGCCCGGGUCCACUACUACUACCAGCUGAGCCAGUAUGUGCCCGUGGAUGUGUUUGGCCGGGGCGGGCCAGGGCGGCCUGUGCCCGACAGCGGGCUCCUGCACACAGUGGCCCGCUACAAGUUCUAUCUGGCUUUCGAGAACUCGCAGCACCUGGAUUAUAUCACAGAGAAGCUCUGGCGCAACGCGUUGCUGGCUGGGGCGGUGCCAGUGGUGCUGGGCCCAGAGCGUGCCAACUACGAGCGCUUCGUGCCCCGUGGAGCCUUCAUUCACGUCGACGACUUCCCUAGUGCCUCCUCCCUGGCCGCCUACCUGCUCUUCCUCGACCGCCACCCCACCGUCUACCGCCGCUACUUCAACUGGCGCCGGAGCUAUGCCGUGCACAUCACCUCUUUCUGGGACGAACCUUGGUGCCGGGCCUGCCAGGCUGUGCAGAUGGCUGGGGACCGGCCCAAGAGCAUACGCAACUUGGCCCGCUGGUUUGAGCGGUAA